AUGGGGUCUGAUCCACAGUACAUCAAGUACCCCGAUCUCCUUCUCGCCCAAGAUGUCUUCAACCUCUCCAACCCUGCAUGCGCCUCAUCCACCCGUAAGUCCUCGUUGAAGAAGCUGCAAGAUGCCAUCUCCGAGCGCAAGAUGGCCCCCUUCUACCGCCAUCUGGCUCACCCUACCGAGGGUAUCUUGAACAACGCUGGCGAGGGUACCAUUCAACAUUCUCAUGCCGGAACCACCAAGCCUCUCAUCACCUCCAACAUGCUCGCCUCACGAAAGUCGCCCCAGAACAUCGAUUUCCCGUGGGACGAAAAACUCUACCAGUCCCUAGUUGACGAUAAUAAGAAGGAGCUGGAGACUAUUCAGAAGGAGGAAGAUGACGCUGAGGAGGCUGCGGGUGAGACUGAGGUACAGGCUGCUCGGGGUAAACGAGCGGAAUUCUGGGCCCGGGUUGGUGAUAAGGAUAAAGCCGUCGAAUCGUACGACGCCCUUCUUGAUAAGAUUGGUUUCCUGGGAACUAAGAUCGACUUGGUUUUGGCCAUGAUCCGCAUCGGUCUGUUCUUUGGUGAUGCCUUGUUUGUGAAGAAGACAAUUGAACGCGCAGAAACCCUGGUCGAGAGUGGUGGUGACUGGGACCGAAGGAAUCGACUCAAGGCAUACAAGGGUUUGCACCUGCUUACCAUCCGUUCCUACAGCUUAGCCGCCCCUCUUCUCCUUGAUAGUCUGUCAACAUUCACAAGCUAUGAACUUUGCAGCUAUUCUGCCCUCGUCAUCUACUCCGUCCUUGCAGGAUCCUUGUCCCUCAAGCGGGUAGACUUCAAGGCCAAGGUGGUGGAUGCACCGGAGAUCAAGGCCAUCCUGGGUGCUGGAGAGGACCAAUUGGCUGCUCUCUCUGGUGAGCUUUCAGCUGGCCCCGGUGCUCAAGAUGAAGAUAUGAAGGAUGCGACAGUAUCACGGUCGACUCCCACUACUGGUGCGACCACUGCCGUCAACUUGUCCACAUUCGGAGCUGGCGCCAGCGACCGGGCAGAGAAUGAGCUUCCGGUUGAUUUCUCUCCCCUGGCGAACCUGGUGAACAGCCUGUAUAAUGGCAACUACCGCAAUUUCUUUGUGGCUCUUGCCGGUGUCGAGGAUCAAUUCCUGACCCAGGACCACUACUUGCAUGAACACCGAGCAUGGUUUGUCCGGGAAAUGCGACUACGUGCCUACCAGCAGCUCCUUCAGAGCUACCGGGUGGUAGGUCUGAACACCAUGGCCAACGACUUUGGUGUGACCGUGGAUUAUCUUGACCGGUAUGUAUCUCUUUCUCCCCGCGUUCAUAUAAAUAUAAGCAAGGUCGCUAAUCGAAGACAUAGUGAUCUGGCCAAGUUCAUUUCCAGCAACCGCAUUGCUUGCACUAUCGACCGUGUCAAUGGGAUCAUUGAGACCAAUCGACCGGAUGACAAGAACAAGCAAUAUGCGGACGUGGUGAAGCACGGUGAUGCUUUGAUCACCAAGCUCCAAAAGUAUGGACAAGCUGUCCGUCUUCGUGGUAGUGAGCGCAGUUAA
Penicillium verhagenii is the source of this 1545-nucleotide messenger RNA. Its product is annotated as proteasome regulatory particle lid subunit RPN7. NCBI's taxonomy places the organism in Eukaryota, Fungi, Ascomycota, Eurotiomycetes, Eurotiales, Aspergillaceae. Gene Ontology annotation, cellular component: proteasome regulatory particle. The record is from RefSeq and is a predicted model, not a curated record. The transcript has 2 exons. Gene Ontology annotation, biological process: proteasome-mediated ubiquitin-dependent protein catabolic process. Bases 1 to 1545 code for a protein of 514 amino acids.